Messenger RNA from Sphaerulina musiva SO2202, 2459 nucleotides. RefSeq lists its product as uncharacterized. NCBI's taxonomy places the organism in Eukaryota, Fungi, Ascomycota, Dothideomycetes, Mycosphaerellales, Mycosphaerellaceae. The record is from RefSeq and is a predicted model, not a curated record. Gene Ontology annotation, cellular component: transcription factor TFIIIB complex. Gene Ontology annotation, molecular function: TFIIIC-class transcription factor complex binding. Gene Ontology annotation, biological process: RNA polymerase III preinitiation complex assembly. The transcript has a single exon. Bases 52 to 2391 code for a protein of 779 amino acids.
CUGACAUGGACAAUCUAUAACGCACAAGCAGCAGGCAGCUACUCCGCUCCAAUGGUCCUCUUCACGUCUGCUGCGCCAGGCAAGAAAGCCGCGCCGAAAGCAGCUCCGCGACGCAGACCGCAACCGCAACCGCAACCAGCCCUUCCAGCGCAGCAGCAAUCCACUCCUGCUCCGACUCCCAGCGAUGCGCCUGGCGUGGUGCUGCCCUCCAGCAGCAGCAGCAUCAUUGAUGUGCCGCCUUCUGAGCAGGCAGAGCAGCCAGUGCUGCAAACCCAGCCUGAGGGAGCAGUCGAGCGGGCGCAGACCCUAUCAGUUCCCGAAGUAGCGAUCCAGGCUGUCGCUGCGCCGACACCUACGCCUGUAGUCUUGCAAUCGCCUCCCCCAACGCCUAUCGCACUCUCGGGAGCUGAGCCUGUGGCUGCAGCAGCAGUGGAGGCAGCGCAACCGACCCCACCGCCGACCCAAGCGCAGAGUGCACCCAGAGCGUCAGAUGACACCGCGAGUACAGCAGUAGGGUCACAAUCUGCGUCACAUGAGUUGAGCACUGAAGCCUCCGUCGCCGGCGCGGAGCAACGCUUUGAGGACUACUACGUAGCUCAAGGUCCUGGUGCCGAAAGUGCAGAACCAGAAACACAAGCAGCACCUGUAGAGCCCCUUCAAACGAGGAAGUCAAAAUCGACUCGGCGUGUAAGUGCAGCACAAGUACCUGAAUCAGCAUCUAGUCAAGUGCCCAAAGCGAACGCUGCCACGAAGCGCAGAGCACGCGCCGCGCCAGCGAGCACAUCUGAUGCACCACGACCAGCGAAACGAAGUAGGCGUGCUGAACUGACCGAACCUUCCACAACUUCCUCUGUGGAGCAUCAAGAUUCCAGCACGGUUUCCGAACCAGAGGCAGCUCAGGAUGGGGAUACUGGUGCCGCGCACGGCGACGAGACCCCAGCUCGUAGUCGGCGCAAGCAGCCCUCUCGACGGACGGCGCCGGGAAAAACAAAAGCAACAGUGGAAAGGGGCCAGAAAGCAGGGAAAAGACGAAAAGCUCCUACAAAAAGCUCGGAAAUGAUUGUGGACUCAGACGACGAGAAUGAAGUUACGGACACUGUAGCUACGCCAACUUCGGAGCAGGAGCAGGAGCAGGAGCAGGAGCAGGAGCAGGAGGAGCAGGAGGAUCCAGAAUCGGCCGCAGAAGUGGAGGAAGGACGAGCAGCUCGUCAAAGGCAGAAGAGGGUCAGAACAGAACCAAAGCCGAAGAAGCCGAAAUUACGGAAGCGAAGAAUACGCCGGUCUCCUGUAGAAGGCGAGGAAGAGGAGCGAGAAGAAGACAGUGGAUCUGACCCGGAGCUUCAUGAGAUCGACCCCAAUGCUGUGUCCAUGUGGGAUCUUAGUCACGACGCGUUCCACGGUAAAAUGUCGGAACGAGGCAAGGCGAUGGAGGUCAUAGAUUGGGAGGCCGAGAAGGCAAAGCGGCGUGCAGCGGCGGACCUGAUCGCGAGUGGAGGACAACCGGCCGCUGCUGAAGGCGCUACUGACGGCACAGCAGAGGGUGUAGUGCCGUCUACUGAGGGACCAAAUGGUACCGCUGUUCCAGCAGCAGAAAACGCAGAGGGGACCGAGCAGACCGAUCAGAUAGGUGCAGCGCCGGACCCUCCUGCUCCUGAACCACAAGCUGCCGAGGCAGAACUUGCUCCUGCUGGGGAUGACGAGGGCGAUGGCAUCGGCUUCAUAGUGGACGACGACGGCAACAUUAUCGAAGAUCCUACGACGCUCGUGGUCAAUAGGCAAGCAGAAGCCAUGGCUGCUGCAGCCGCUGAUCGUCCCGUGGAGGAGAUCAAUGACCUGACAACACUCAACAACCGAACCACCUGGAUCAACACAAAUCGCCGCGAGCCCACAGAUCGAGUGCCACUCUGGAAGUGGAAGAGUGAUCCAUGGUCAGAGGAGCAGACUGACGAGUUUUACGAUGCGCUGCGAAUGUUUGGUACCGAUUUUCUCAUCAUAAGCAAGAUGUUCCCUCCGAAAACCAGACGCAUGAUUAAGGCCAAGUUUACGCGAGAAGAGAAGCUGGACCCGCAACGAAUCAAUAGAGCGUUGAAUGGCGAAGAGACUCGCAAGCUGGAUCUAGACUAUUACGCGCAGAAGACGGCUCGCGACAUUUCCGUGUUCACCAAGUAUGAUAGCCUGAAGGACGCGCAAGAUAAGAUUGGCGAUGAGAUGAAAGAGCGACACGCCGAGCUGGCUACUGCUGCAGCCCAAGAGGAACAGCGCGAAGCCGAGAAGCGCAUACAAGAGACUCUGCAAAAGUCGAAACAGGUCAAGAAGGCUCGCAAAGGCAAGAAGGGCGUGGGUGGCUUUGGUGGUUUCGGUGGGGGAGGAGGUCCAGAUGCUGGCGACUGAAGGGCAUGCGAAUGAAUAUACACCCGUUCCGUCGGCUAACUCGGCAGACCUCAAUAAAAUAAUAACAC